Messenger RNA from Wasmannia auropunctata (little fire ant), 539 nucleotides. RefSeq names its product cytochrome P450 9e2-like. The transcript has a single exon. Lineage: Eukaryota; Metazoa; Arthropoda; Insecta; Hymenoptera; Formicidae. The record is from RefSeq and is a predicted model, not a curated record. The annotation marks the transcript as partial. Gene Ontology annotation, molecular function: iron ion binding; oxidoreductase activity, acting on paired donors, with incorporation or reduction of molecular oxygen; monooxygenase activity.
ACAUCUCAUAUGUAUGGUUAUAAUGUUCUACGCAGUGUCCGACGAUCAAGCAUCUCGUUUGGCUGUUAUUCUGUCACAUCACGAUGGAUACAUCACUGCUUCCGUCGACUUUUGUGCUAUUGUUGGGAACUCUGAUCGUCAUCGGCGUUUUGAAAAUUAUCACUGUGGUGCAUCACAUAUAUUUUUACUGGAAAUCUAAGGGCCUACCUUAUUUGCCAAUAUCGUUAUCAUCUUUUGUAACGGACUACAAAUUCGCUCUGGGUUACAUCUCUUUUAGCGAUUAUUACCAACAGUUAUACAACUACUACCCAGAUGCUAAGUAUGUUGGAACAGUGGAUUUUUUCCAACCUGCCCUGCUUGUGCGCGAUCCCGAGCUGAUUAAAGAUAUGGUGGUGAAGGAUUUUGAACAUUUCCCGGAUCAUCGCAACUUCGUUAACGAAGACGUAGAACCAUUGUUUGGCGCCGCUAUCUUUUCCUUGCGCGGCGAUCGCUGGAAGCAAAUGAGAAAUACACUAACCCCCUCUUUCACAGCUAGCAAA